GUAUUCCACGAGCCUCUGGCACUGUCGGCUCAGAACUCUGUUGUUCAGGUCCAGCAUGAAAUCUCUGGUUAUUCUCGUCGUUUUUGUAGGACUGGCCUACGGCCAGGUUCCAACUCCCUGUGAAACCCCGACGAUAUGGGAAGCUCGGGAGGCUGAGGUUGAUCGGGCGGAUAAUUUUGAACGGUUCGCUAAAAUCUCCUAUGAUGAAGUGAAUCGCCGUAUCCGGAGAAUUGAGGAGCUAGAUAUUGGAUCAGACAAAGAUUACUACGAUGAACUUUUCCUUUUCGACGAGUUCCGGAUGUACCGCUUGAACCUUCGCACGAGACAGUGUAACGUCACUGGCCUCAGUCGUCCGUGGCACCCGUAUGGAAUUCCACCCGAAGCCACAUUUGACGGGGAAGCCUACAUCGGCGCAAGCGCAACGAACGAAGGCGUUUUGGUGACACGCUGGACCGGAAAGUUUUUUGAAACCGAUUAUUACGUGGGAGUGUUCACUCAACCCGGUUGUGUGCCUGUUCUGUUCGACACUUACUAUAGUUCUUCCAAGCGUUUUGUCUCGAGAACUUUUUACGACGUCACACUGGGGAUUUCUGACCCAAACAAAUUCGUACCACCUUCGGAAUGCAGCACAGUAUAGUCUCCUCUCGUCCUAUCCAUAUUCAAGUCAGUGAGUGUUGAAUCGACAGCUAACAUCACGCAUGUCAAGGAAUCACACCAAAAUUGUCAUAUGAAGCUUUAGCAUUUAUAUCUGUACAUUUUACGCAAAGUAGAGAUACGGAAUAAACAAUGCACAGGACACGGUCCUGAUGGCGCUUUGCGAAAUAAAACUACAGGAGAUACA
This is a messenger RNA of Liolophura sinensis, 841 nucleotides long. Its product is annotated as mammalian ependymin-related protein 1-like. Gene Ontology annotation, cellular component: lysosome; extracellular region. Gene Ontology annotation, biological process: cell-matrix adhesion. Gene Ontology annotation, molecular function: calcium ion binding. The coding region runs from base 56 to 637 and encodes 193 amino acids. The record is from RefSeq and is a predicted model, not a curated record. The transcript is spliced from 6 exons. NCBI's taxonomy places the organism in Eukaryota, Metazoa, Mollusca, Polyplacophora, Chitonida, Chitonidae.